AUGAAGGUGAAGGUGGUGGUGAAAGAGGUGGUGGGAGUGGUGAUGAAGGUGGAGCUGGUAAGGAUAGCGAUUUUGGAGGUGGUGGAGGUUGAGGAGGAAGAGGUGGUGGUGGUGGUGGUGGUGGAAAUAAGGAAAAUUAAAAUUAUGCAGUCAGUGGUAGACACCACGGUUUACGAGCCUCCAGUGAGUGCAAAGUUGUAUCCCUAUCGUACACCAACACCGACUACGGGAUUGCUUUUCAGAGAGAGGAACGUCAGGGCUUUUCAGCGAGAAGCAUACAUACCUUUGAAAAGCUUCAGGCUUGAGCUCGCCGUUGAGGUUGAAAGAAGGACCAAGUCUCGGUAUCUGAUGGAGGCUCAAAUUCAAGAAUCAGUUCCUUGUAGGCCUCAGGUCAAGGCGAAAUUCCAGCUUGGUUCAGAAACAUAUUCUGUCAAUCGAAACACGGGCAUUCUUUCUGAGCAAGUGGUUUCCAUUAAAGAAGAAAGCAUGAACAUAUUGAAGGACUUCAUCACCAGACAUAAUGUUCCUAAUGACGUCACCGAUGAACUUGUUGAAAACUCCUCGGAAGAUGAUGGUGAAAUCCCCGAGAAGCCUCCUGUCAAGUUGAAGAAGACUAAAUUUACUUGA
Molecule: messenger RNA, 627 nt
Organism: Prunus armeniaca (apricot)
Lineage: Eukaryota; Viridiplantae; Streptophyta; Magnoliopsida; Rosales; Rosaceae
Source: the annotation of a GenBank genome assembly